AUGCAUACCAAAUUGCUACUUCGGUUCACCCUUUUCACGAUCGCGCUUAGCUGCGUGGGCGUUUCCUUGAAUGCGGCAUCCGCCAAAACAUUGAAGGUAGCCUCCUUCGCGAUCGAUGCGUCUCCUCCGGUCGGCAGCCCGUUGGCGUACGAUCCGACCAAGGGAAUCCAGUCGCCCCUUUCCAUGAAAGGGGUCAUCCUUCAAGCGGAUGAAACAUACGUGCUGUGUUCUAUUGAUUGGCUGGGCGUCUCAAGCGAUUCUCAAAAGCAUUUCAAGAAGGCGAUCGCCGAAGCGAUUGGAGCGAAGCCUGAGAACGUGCUCAUCCACGCGAUUCAUCAGCAUGACGCUCCACGCUGCGAUGCCACUACCCAGGCCGUCUUUGACGAAUUCGAUCUCGACUAUGACAUGUUCGACCUCGAAUUUAUUGCUCAAGUGCAGCAACGUGCCGCCGAAGCCGCCAAGUCCGCGAUCGCUUCGCUGCAACCGGUAACGCACGUUGGUGUGGGCAAAGCGGAAGUCCACGAAGUCGCAUCGAACCGCCGCAUUCUUGGACCGGAUGGCAAGGUGAAGUACGUCCGCUACACCGCCACGAAGAAUCCUGAAAUUCGUGCGAAGCCAGUCGGCUUGAUCGAUCCGUUAUGCAAAGCCAUCAGCUUCUGGAACGAAGAAAAGCCGCUGAUCGUGAUGACCUAUUACGCGACUCACCCGCAAAGUUAUUACCGCACCGGAAUGGCCAACCCUGACUUCCCUGGCAUGGCUCGCAAUGCACGUGAAGAACAAACCGGCACGUUCCACAUCCACUUCAACGGAGCCGGAGGCAACAUCGGCGCCGGCAAGUGGAACGACGGUGCCAAGGAAAACCGCGCCGUACUGGCCAAGAAGGUUGAAGACGGUAUGCAAAAGGCCUUUGAGGCAACGGAAAAGUCACCGAUUCAAGCGAGCGACGUAAGCAUGGAAUCGGUCGAAGUUCAGCUACCACUUUCGCCCUAUAUCAAUGAAUCAGAUGCUAUCGCCGAACUGCAAAACAAGGAACUUGAUCGACUGACCCAUUUUCAGGCGGCACGCGAACUGGCUUGGAAACGUCGUCACGAUGCUGGCGACGGAAUCGACAUCGAGUGCCUAACCCUCGGAAACGCCCGAGUCGUUCACAUGCCUGGCGAGUUGUUCGUCGAGUAUCAACUGGCUGCCCAGGAAAUGCGUCCUGAUCUUUUCGUGGCGAUGGCCGCCUACGGCGAUUACGCGCCAGGGUAUAUCGGAACGGAAGUCGCCUACAGCGAAGGGGGAUACGAAACGAGUCGCCCAGCGUCGCGUGUUUCGGCCCGAUCGGAACAGGUACUCAUCGACGCACUGACGAAAUUGCUGAAGCCCCAAUAA
Symbiodinium sp. CCMP2456 is the source of this 1374-nucleotide messenger RNA. The record is from the annotation of a GenBank genome assembly. Lineage: Eukaryota; Dinophyceae; Suessiales; Symbiodiniaceae.